Molecule: messenger RNA, 1596 nt
Organism: Cynara cardunculus var. scolymus (artichoke)
Lineage: Eukaryota; Viridiplantae; Streptophyta; Magnoliopsida; Asterales; Asteraceae
Product: serine/threonine-protein phosphatase PP1 isozyme 9
Exons: 4
Coding region: 266-1240 (324 amino acids)
Cellular component (GO): nucleus; cytoplasm
Molecular function (GO): protein serine/threonine phosphatase activity
Source: RefSeq, a predicted model, not a curated record
CGAAGCAAAUACGACGAAUUGGAAAGUGUUGAAGAGCAGAGCACGCAUCUUAAAGAUAACGACAUGCCCAAAUAGAUGUUGUUCAUGGAGAAAAUACCCACCACACCACAUCUUAUUCAACCUCCCUCCCACCUCUCUCUUCUGAAUAAGUAAAUUAAUUACUCCAUCCAUUUCUGUUUAUCUUGCCAUAUGUAAAUCGGUUACCAAUUUGUUUCGGAUUUACCCCCUUUUUUUAGGAGGAUUAUUGAUUGGGUUUAUAGAUCAAAUGAGUAUGAUGGUGAUGGAGGGUAUGAUGGAAAAGGGUGUAUUAGAAGAUAUAAUUAAGAGGUUAUUGGAAGGUAGAGGAGGUAAACAGGUUCAGCUAUCUGAGGUAGAGAUCCGUCAGCUGUGUGUCAACGCUAGACAAAUCUUCCUUUCUCAGCCUAAUCUUCUUCACCUCCAUGCUCCAAUCAGGAUCUGUGGUGAUAUACAUGGACAAUACCAAGACUUAUUGAGGCUUUUCGAGUAUGGUGGCUACCCCCCUUCUCAAAACUACCUCUUUCUCGGUGAUUAUGUUGAUCGAGGCAGGCAAAGUUUGGAGACUAUAUGUUUAUUGCUUGCGUACAAGAUAAGGUAUCCGGAUAAAGUGUUCCUCUUGAGGGGAAACCAUGAAGAUGCUAAAAUCAACCGCAUAUAUGGGUUUUAUGACGAAUGUAAAAGGAGAUUUAAUGUCCGUCUUUGGAAGAUAUUCACAGAUUGCUUCAACUCUUUGCCGGUUGCUGCACUAGUUGAUGAAAAGAUCCUUUGUAUGCAUGGUGGUCUUUCCCCAGAGCUCGAGAAUUUGAAUCAAAUACAGGAAAUUGAGAGACCAACUGAGAUCCCGGAUAAUGGGCUUUUAUGUGAUUUAUUGUGGUCUGAUCCUGAUCCGACCAUAGAGGGUUGGUCGGAUAGUGAUCGUGGCGUUUCGUGUACUUUUGGAGCUGAUAAAGUUGUUGAAUUUCUUGGAAAGAAUGAUCUUGAUCUUAUUUGCAGAGGUCAUCAGGUGGUAGAGGACGGGUACGAGUUUUUCGCUAAACGAAGACUCGUGACGAUAUUUUCAGCACCAAACUACGGAGGAGAGUUUGACAAUGUGGGUGCCCUAUUGAGCGUAGACAAAUCCCUUGUGUGUUCUUUCGAGAUCUUGAAGCCACUUGAUUAUGCCGAAAAGCCAGGAACUUCAAGGUUGCCUCUGAAAAAGCCACCGAAAACUAGAACGGCCUGACACAGAAUCUUGAAGUUCCAAAGGUGAAAUCUUGAAAAGCUUGAAGUCUGUAAGAUGAGCAAUCUGAUGGCAAUAUACACUGUAGUUGGAUGGAUGCAAUUAAACACCAUUUCCAGUUGGUUGUUUUUAUUGGAAAAUAUAGAUUGAGGAUGAGCCAUUGUUGAAGGUUUUGGUGUUUGUAUAUUGAUUGUAAGAUGUGUUUUUCUUUGGAGAGAGUAUGGAGUGUGUGUUGUUGGUAUGUUGGAGAUUUAACUUUUCGACAUAGAAAUCGAAGCUGAAAGUGUACGCUCGUUGCUGUGUCGUGUUCUUGGAUGUAACGAUGAAAACAUGGAGAUUGAUGGUUUGGCGUUUUUUCA